GCAUUACAGCACAGGUCAGUGGCCUGUGAGCUGCACUGUGAUUCAGAAGAUGGAAAGAUUUCUCAAUCUGAUGAAUAGCAUUAUUUACUCAUGGGUGAGCCCCAGCACUAUAGACACAGCAAUGGACAUGAGCAUUGCCAUUCUGUGUGGAGCUGGGCUCUUUUUCCUACUGACUCCCUUCCUGAAAAACCUCCCUGUGUCACCAUGUGAAAGUGAAAAGGACAUCACAGAGGAUGUGAAGAUGAGGCAGAGACAAACCAGGAAGAAAAUCGCUACUCUAAAAGGUUGCAGAGAUGCUGCAAAGAAUGUGGAAGAGACCAGGACUCCAUCACAACCUAUGAAAAUCGAGCAACUUCUCCAGGACUCCACACCACAUCCCUGGUUGAACCGUCUUCAGAAAAUGGAACACCUUCUGAUAUUUCAGCCAUUGUCUCAUCUCAAUUGCUUGGAGUAUCUUAUACACAAGGAAUUUAGUCACAUUUUCUGGGGCAUAUCCACUCUUUUCUCUGAGUCAGUUUUGGCUGCUCCCAACAUCCUCAGAAACCCUUCCUUAGCACAACACAAAACCCUCAGGUUUCAUGAUGCCUGUCGCCCUGCUGCCCAAGUUCCUUCCAGGGAGCAAGGACUUCCAGAGUGUUCCCAAGAACAGCCAUUGCCUGCACAACUUGUGACACCAAGCUGUGACAAAGCCCCAACUAAUGCAAAUCAUCCCAAGCUCUACACCAAUCAAAACACCUCCUUAUUUCAAGAGACAGGCCUUUGGAAAAAUACGUCCUACCACUGACAAAGGUAUACCUGUAUCACUAUUAAUGGAAAACCAUGCUUGUCAACAUGGACAGUAUUGGAAACACACCAAAGGUGAUUCAAGAACAUCAGGCAGUCUUUACGAAACCCACUCAAAACUUGACCCUAAACAAUGAGUCUGUCAGGUCAGGCUCCGUCCCUUGGGAGCAUUGGCAGAUGGCCCAUAAGAAUGAGGGGCCACAGAAUGAAGGAAAGGAAACUAAUGUGGGACAAGAACAAGGAACCCCCAUCACAUUCCUCUCAUCCUGAAAGUUGACCCAGCUACAGGGAAAUUUUGUAGCAAAAACUGAUAAUUAUUGCAAGAGCAGGGCUCAACUCUCCCAACCUGCCCAGCACUCCAUCCUCAACCACAAAAGUUACAUGUGGAACAAAAUGAAGGGGACUGUGCCCAUGGGAGUACCCUUACAGGAGGUCACAGAAAAGAAUGAAAAAUAUACCACCAUCAAGAAGGGCACUGGUUUAGGGGGCAAACACCUGCCUUGCCCUUCCAUCAGCAACCUUGAGAAGGGGCUGAAAUUUAGGAAUACCACACUAAGGACAGAAAAGCAGCUUUUUUGUAAAGGCUGCUAACGAUCAUACCUGCCUCGAUUCAAAAAAUGAAAGGAAGCCACAGUCAAAUUGUAUAGAACUUCCAGUCAAACCCAGAAGGAAACCAUAUCUGCAUUUCCUUGAGGCAAGCGAUCUCGCCACACCUGGAGUUCCAGCCUCAAACCUUCCCCAGGUUGUGUUUCCCUCCUCAACCAUCUGUGAUUUCAAGGAGGAGUACUAUUCCAAGGCUGCCAUGAUCCUGGAACAUUUGCAUCACCAGGACCCAGGAGGGACAAGUGUAGAAAGUGCCUCAACUGCCAGGCUAGAGAGUCCUCUGUGGAAGCACUCAGCUGCAGAGGUGCAGGAGAACCAAAGAGGCCCUUAACCUGAUGCAAGUCAUUGGCCCUCAAAAGUCUGACCAGAUCCAUUUCAGACAUAUCUGAGUAUUCAGCAACUUGAUUUUUACCUCCAGGCAAAAACCCAGCAGAGCACAACUGUGGAAUGAAGUGAAACAUGCAGUCUCCAAAUAAAUACCAAUACAAAAAUUGACAAGCAUCCACCAAGGAAGAUUUCAGUAUGAGGACUCAGCUCAUCCCUGCUGUCCUGUAAUAGUGCUUGGUCAGGAUGAAACUGUCCCACCCUCAGCAGCCAAACCAAGCAACAUAAUGGAGGUGAAAGAAGAGCCAUCUGCAUGGACAGUGAGUCUGGGACCCAGUGAGAGUCACAAUGGCCAAGCUAUCGGUAUCAGUGCCAGGGACAUUGGAUCUUUACACCCCAACAAACAUCCUGGUCAUCUGCAAACACCUACCCUACAGCCCUCAGAGGACUCGGUCCAAAAUCCACAAUCACACAGUAAGAUAGACCUGAAAUCAAAGGAGCAGGCACAGCAUUGGCCUGUGAGACACGAUCCAGAUGUCCCUAGUACAGUACACCCUGCCAAGGUCAGCUUGCUUUCAAAACCCUGGAUGCAUAGCUUCCAGAAUACAUGCCAAAACCCCGUAAAUACCCUGGGUUUAGGUGAUGUCUCCAGGAGGAGACAUGAGAGGGUAGAAACUGGAGAGAUAUGUGUCCCAGAGGAAAAACUCGAAGUGAAAGAUUUCAAGGGGUCCCAUCCCCAUGAAGGGAAGCAGAUUACUAUAAGAUCUAGAGCCAUAAGCCAGGGAGAAAGGCUUCGAGGAGCAAGUCCUUCCAUCCCAAGCUCCACCCAGAUCAGGGAUAGAACCAAGACUUGGAUACCAGGGAAAGGGGAAGUUACUUCGAAGAGCUCUUGGAAUAAAAUCACAAGGAAUGCUUCAAAAUAUGGAGGUUCCAGCACAAAAUACUUAGGGCAAGGUGAUGCCUUAGAGAAUGUUCUCCCCACAACAGGUACGGAGCAAGUACAGGAGAUGGUAACAAGAAACAAGGUCCUCUACAAUAUAGUAGCUGAAAUAUAAUCACUUGUGAAUGCUCUGGCCCAGAUCCUAGAAAACACUGAAGAGUACCGAUCAUCCCACUCUUCUAUGACUCUGCAUGAAACAAUCCAUAACAGAACAGUAAACAGAUUGAGCUGUGGCCAUGUCAGCCCUGAGAUCAAUAAAUAUCCCUUCACAUAUACGGAUAUUGAAGUCCAACUACAGUCAGGGAUCGAACCCCAGAGAGCCUGUGAUCAAGAUCUGAACCAAGGUGAGACAGAUAUCGGGUUUGACCAGCUCCCUGUCCCCAAGGGAAGUGACUUUCCUUCUGAGUACAGGGGAAUUGGAGAAAAGCAGGAGUCAGGUCUUGCUCACCAGAGAUUCUGUGACCCAAAUAAAAUCACAACAAAUGUUGGAAUGGUCUGCUGGCCACAUAGCAGCUUCAUGGGGCACAACCAUUCCUUCGGAUAUAGAGAAAUCAGAAACAAACACCAGCCAGAAAUUGUCCAUAAACCCCUUUUCCCACAUCAAACUACGAAGAAAGGAACGGGCUGUUGCCGUUCUCUGAGUCCCAUAGAGAAAUUUCCAAUCAAGCACGGGGGAAAUGACUGCUUAAAGACUUCAGUUGCUGCCCAGCAAGCCUCUCACACCAGGUAGACCUCAUCAGGACAGGGCAAGGAGGAGGAGGCUCUGGCCAUCAUUUUUCAAGAAUAUGUCCCAUCUGCCCAUCCAUUGUGUCCCCCAUGCUUCCUGGUAAUAAACUUGGUUUUGUCCCUGCAAAGAAA
This is a messenger RNA of Rattus norvegicus (Norway rat), 3508 nucleotides long. Its product is annotated as spermatogenesis-associated protein 31-like. The record is from RefSeq and is a predicted model, not a curated record. Lineage: Eukaryota; Metazoa; Chordata; Mammalia; Rodentia; Muridae.